AUGGAGAUUUGGAAACUGUCAACAUUAAUGCUCACUUUACUCGCUCUCGCCUACAGCGUUGAAGUUUUCUUUCUCUCUAACCGAGACAACUGGAUUUCUGAUAAUUGGGAGGAUGAGCCGAUGGAGGAGACAUUAGCCAGUCAAGUGGCCAGUCUGUUGAAGAGAUCCAAAUCUCAUCUUUAUGGGUUAAUGGGGAAACGCUCUGAAGUCCUUCAGCCUGUAAAAAUGGAGCGAAGAAGGCACAAGGGUGAUAUGUUUGUGGGGCUCAUGGGAAAGAGAUCUUUAGGAGGUAUGACUUCACUUAAAAUAUUUGUAAAAUUCUGGUAA
Molecule: messenger RNA, 327 nt
Organism: Danio aesculapii
Lineage: Eukaryota; Metazoa; Chordata; Actinopteri; Cypriniformes; Danionidae
Product: protachykinin-like
Source: RefSeq, a predicted model, not a curated record